Molecule: messenger RNA, 1062 nt
Organism: Neoarthrinium moseri
Lineage: Eukaryota; Fungi; Ascomycota; Sordariomycetes; Amphisphaeriales; Apiosporaceae
Exons: 1
Coding region: 1-1062 (353 amino acids)
Biological process (GO): heme biosynthetic process
Cellular component (GO): cytoplasm
Molecular function (GO): hydroxymethylbilane synthase activity
Source: RefSeq, a predicted model, not a curated record
AUGUCGACACCCGCGAUGCAGCCUGUCAUCACGCCGUCCGACUCCCACAGCAAGUCGGUCACGAUCCGCGUCGGCACGAGAAAGUCAGCACUCGCCCUCAAACAGGCCGACUAUGUCGUCAGCUCGCUGUCCAAGCUCCACCCGGACGUCAACUUCGAGAUCGUCGGCAUGCACUCGGCUGCCGACAAGGACAAGGUCACGGCCCUCUACAACUUUGGCGGCAAGGGCCUGUGGACCAACGAGCUCGAGGCCGGCCUCAUGGCCCGCGAGCUCGACAUCAUCGUGCACUCGCUCAAGGACAUGCCCACCAGCCUACCCGACGGCUGCGUGCUCGCCUGCGUGCCCGAGAGGGAGGACCCCCGUGACGUCGUCGUGGUCAAGAAGGCGCUGGAGGGCAGGUACAACUCACUGGCCGACCUGCCCGCCGGCAGCGUCGUCGGCACCAGCUCGGUGCGCAGGAUGGCCCAGAUCCGGAGGCGAUACCCGGCGCUCGAGUUCAGGGACAUGAGGGGCAACAUUGACACCCGGCUCAAGAAGCUGGACGCCGAGGAUUCCGACUACUCGGUGCUGAUCCUGGCGGCGGCUGGCCUGUCGAGGAUGGGACUCCUGGGGCGCGUCACGCAGUACCUGGACAGCACCACCGAGGGCGGCGGCAUGCUGCACGCCGUCGGCCAGGGCGGGCUGGGCAUCGAGGCCCGGGCAGACGACGAGCAGACUCUCAGGCUCCUCAAGGCGCUGGAGAGCAACGAGGUCAUGCUGGCGGCCGAGGCGGAACGCAGCGUCAUGCGGACCCUGGAGGGCGGCUGCAGCAUCCCCAUCGGCGUCGAGACGAGGUGGGUCGGCGACAACAGGCUGCGCCUGGCCGCUACCGUGGUCAGCGUCGACGGCACGCAGGCGGCAGAUGACGCACUGGAGCAGGAGGUCAAGACCAGGGAGCAGGCAGUCGAGUUUGGCGAGGAGGUUGCGCGGCGGCUGACCGAGAACGGGGCGCAGAAGAUCCUUGAUGUCAUCAAUGCCGAAAGAGCGGCCAACCCCAGCACCGAGAAAUGGGUUCCGGCGUAA